CACUUCCCACCGUCGGGACUAGGACAACAACUCUGACAAUCUUUACCUGACAUCUACGCAACUCACCUUCUUGGAAAAACAACAACAAAAAACGACUUUUCUACUUUUUGAGCCCGUUACCAUUUCUGCUUGAAAUCAUUUACAUUUGUAAAGGAGCACGAAUCCCAUAAAACUCGAACGUAGUCGCUUUAAAGAUAGGACCGGAAGAAGCAAACUCAAGUCCAAAGUCAAGACUGAAGCCGCUUGAUUUGACAAGUAGCAGCAGUAUACUCAGCUAUAUCCACUAUUUUUUUUGCGUGAAGCCAUAGCCACAGGACAGCGGUUUUUUACGUAGUAUAGGACACUUUUAUUUCCGAAAUCGAUUUGGCUAACGCGUUGAACUGCAUUUAACAGCAUACAUAACCAAAGAUGGCGCGCCUUCGUAGCAGCUCCUCUCGUUUUUGUGUUGCCGCUCUCUUGUGCCUGCAGACCGCAUUCUUGUACGUCGCCGUAGAGUAUCAAAUGCAAAUAUGUCUGGGUCUGGAAAAGUGAAACUUGUGUUGCCUGUCUAGCAUUCCUGAGCAAACUGUGUUGCAUAGCCAGCAAAGGUGUUACUUUUUUGUCAGGCAAAGACGCAGUUUGUGAUGCGUGCUACGCAUCUUCAGACAGCGUCAAGAAAAUUUGUCGUGCUUGCUUGCACUUGAAAGCUGCACCAGACUCAUCCUCCAUACUGUAGUAUCACAAGUUCCUUCCAGACCCAGACAUGUUUCUACGUCACAGAGAUUUCUUUCCUGUUUUCGCCUUGCAGGUCCGUCCUCGUAGUCGUAGUCGUAGUCGUGGUAUCCAAGAAAAAAACUGUGUUAGUGUAACUUUCUUUGGCUAACAGCAUCACAAGUUUGCUCUACAUGACAGAGAAAACCUGUCAUGCGUGGCAUGUAAGGGAAAACACACAUGAAAAGAGGCCUCGUGGCUUUCUGGCAUCACAGAUGUAACUCUGUUACAUGUUCUGCAUUACAGAGUUACACCUACACAGUUUUUUUCUUGCAUACGUGGGGCUGGCGAUGCACACGACGUCGCCCACCUGUCCGGCCACAGUGCUGGCGAUGUACAUAUGGCGUUUUCAAAUGUUACAUGAUUCUCAACUGUUACAUUAAUUUGUCAUGCAAAACUACCUUGAUCCGGUAGAUGAUCAAGCUGCUUCGCAUGACAAAUCUCCGAACGGCUAAACACCAUCUGAAUCCGUGCCAAAUCUGUGAUGCGAAAGCUGCAAGCUUGCACCUUUGACUGUUGCAGCUCUUGCAUCACAAAUUUAUGUAACAGUUGAGAAUGCAACAUUUGAGAACGCCAUAGCACAGGACGGCUCGCCCAACCGUGACAACUGUCCAAUCUGUCUGGAACAAAUACGCGACGAAAAGGCCCUAAGCUCCUGCGGUCACAAGUUUUGUACCGGCUGCAUCGGCCAGUGGUUAUCGACAUGUGAAUUAUAUGCAGCUGAAAAGAACGAACGAGGACCCACACCAUGUUCACGGUCACGCAAAUUUGCAGCAUGCUAGGAGAGGAGAUAAGUCAAUCACGAUGAUGAUGAUGAUGGAUGGUCAGUGUGUCGCAUGAAAAACCGCACUUCCAGAAGGAACGUUUAUUUGUAAGCAUACAAGAAGGUGUUAAAUGUAAAUCUUUGGGAAUCAUGUCAUGUUGUCAUAUUCUUCUCGUCGAGAUCAGAAAGUCCGUUUGUGACAGCUUCGCACCUACACUAGCUGACGCCGAUUUUUACUUGCCCGAUGCAAUUUUGUGAUGCGCAACACGACCCGAAAGCAAAACCUCUCUUCAACAGCUUCUUGUAAUACGGAUCUUCUCGACUUCUAGUCGACUAUGGAUGGUGUGGGAAUCCAAUUUUACGCAGGAUACGACGGAACCAAGCUGCCCAGUGUGCCGGGAGGUUGUGCAGUUGUCCCCGCAGGAGUUGUCAUUAAGGGAAGGAAUCAGACUGACGGAGCGAGCAAGCGCAAUGUAUGGAUUGUAAAAAUGUCUGGGUCUGGAAGAUUGUCAGAUUUGUCAUGCAGCUUUUAUUCCAUGACCCAUGAGGUCUGGAAUGCAGGACCUAGUCGAUGACAGAUUCUGUGCGAGGAUCUCUCUGCUCAUGCCUAAUAUCCUGCAUGAGAGCCUCCCUCCCGACUUGGGCAAAACUGGACGACUUUUGGUAAUCAUGCAACACAGAUUUUUGCAUGCUUCAGAUUUAGCAUGACAAGUCGCAUCCUUCCAGACCCAGACACUUUUACAUUUGAUAACAUGGGGGAAGAAGGAAGCAGACUGGUGCUAGCCGAAAUGGAAAUACCACGUGCGGAUCUAGUCCGCCGGGAGCAGCUGUUCGACGAAGCAGACAGACUGUAUACCGAAGCACGCAGACUGCUAGCCGAAGCGGCCAGACUGGUACGCUCGGCGCAGGGUGAUGAGCAGGAGGGAGCAGAGCAGUGAGUUUGGAGCAGCAUGAUCACGUCGGUGAGCCGAAGCUAGGAGGGGAGGAGCUGUGGCCCACUUAUUUGCUAGAUUGAUGCUUUGCGAGUCAUUAUGGUUGUGCUGAGUCAUAAUUUGGUUUAUUUCGCUAUAUUUAUGAUUUUGACCCCGCGGCAACUAAAACAAAGAAACCUGCAUGGAUGGCCGUUUAAAUUUAUUUUCUGUGGCGGGCGAAGAGUUGUACUAGACGUUUUACUUUUACUAGUUAGAGUUGUGCCAAAAUAAAAGAACCUUAUGGAGGAGGAGCCCACGACCUUGGGAGGAAUUUAGUAUAAUUUCGAGCAGCCUGCUACUGCUUUGGCAGGGGGCCUCGGGGGUGCAGGAAUCUCGAGCCACCCUCGGUCCUACUUAGGGUGGCUUCGCGCUGGAGACGCCAGAAUUAUCUGGCACACAGCCUGUUAUGGUUCAGAAGCCCUACGUCUGAAUCUUUCCCCCACCAAACCCAAGUCGUUAACCGAAGUAUACCUAUGUAUGAUGUUGUCGUAGAUUUUUGACCGGAAUGCAGCUCCAAGAUAGUACUUCUGAACCACCCGUCGCACCACGAGUAUAAAAAUUUCUCGCAAGGACGUCGCGAGUGGACCUUUAUUUUUUCCCAGCACUACAGAUCUGAUUACCCUUAGUUUUGUAUGCUCUCAGAGAUUUUCCCAGCUCUCAGAGAUUUUUUACCCUUAGUUUUGACAUUUUCCCAGCACUUAGAGAUAACUUAGUUUUGUAUGCUGGGCAGUUGCUGCUGUCCGGAGGCGUCCACACUGCCGAUUAGUAGUCGUGUGCCCGUGGUGCAAAGCAUUGCGGUGUUCCCUGCCCCGGUCUAUCGAGCUUUGAGGUAAGAGGCCACCGCCGCCGCACCACUUCAUUCAUUCAUUACCCUCCCCGGUGAUGGUCGUAUUUGAAAAACAAAAAGCAUCAAACACUAAUCGGAUGAUGAAAACUAUUGGCCUGAGGUGGAACCUCAUGGCGCCGCAUUCCGCGCAUGAACUAAACUUUUAAAAGUUCUUCACAGGCUGUUGGUGCGUCCAAUUUAUUUCGUCU
Amoebophrya sp. A120 is the source of this 3519-nucleotide messenger RNA. The record is from the annotation of a GenBank genome assembly. Lineage: Eukaryota; Dinophyceae; Syndiniales; Amoebophryaceae.